Pundamilia nyererei is the source of this 5130-nucleotide messenger RNA. RefSeq names its product cGMP-dependent protein kinase 1-like. Gene Ontology annotation, biological process: protein phosphorylation. NCBI's taxonomy places the organism in Eukaryota, Metazoa, Chordata, Actinopteri, Cichliformes, Cichlidae. The transcript is spliced from 20 exons. Gene Ontology annotation, molecular function: cGMP-dependent protein kinase activity; ATP binding. The coding region runs from base 1430 to 3502 and encodes 690 amino acids. The record is from RefSeq and is a predicted model, not a curated record.
AGUGUGCGUCUCCCUGAUGGGAAAUAAAGGUGUGUGUGUGAGCGCUGGGGGGUUGGAGGUUGCCCCUGGGCUUCUUAAACAUAACUCCGGCUCUGACACCAGCCGUAAAUGUUCAGGUUUUAAACCCUGAAGCUUCAAGUGUUUCUGAGUGAGUGAGGAGGAGGAGGAGGAGGAGCUGAGGCAGACCAACUUUUCGUGGCUCGUGUCGUUCAGCCUCAGCUCCGGUAACUCGCUGAAGUGCCGCCGGGAUGAAGCGGCAACGUUUCCGUCCUCCGGUGCGCGGCAGAGAGAGGAGAGCGGAGUGAGAGCGUCUCCUUCCUCCCGCACGUUUCUCUUUGCGUUUUUUUCGCUUAUCGGUUUGAAAACAGCUCGUGUGCACCUGAGUGACGCUCAGCCCGCAGCAGGAGGAGCGGGGGGAGAGCAAGGCUGAUGUUUCACGCCGUGUGUUUGCGUGGAUUCGCUUCUGCGGACGCCGCUGUGCUGACCCAGCCUUCCUCCGGACUUCACGCGAGGACCUGUGGAUUCUUCACUUAAACUUUGUUCCACGCUGUCGUCUCUCUGGUCGUCUCUCAUUGAUCAGAUGUUUCCUGGAGGUACAGCUGCUUCUGCAGGCAGGACGCUGAGAGCUGGUGAGUGUCUGCUCAGGUUUCCUCUCACUCAUCUCCACAUCUGCUCAGAUGAAACAGGGAGGAUGUGAGGUCACACCUGAGGACCAAACGUUUCUCCAGUUGCAUCAUCAGGAAUUUUGUUUUCCUUGGAAGACCGAGGAACUCAGAGAACUUUAAAGACUUCAAUGGGAAAAACCCGAAACUGCCACAAAGAAGGAAACUAUCCUAAACCCAGAACUAGGUGUUUGCUCUCUGGUGAACCCCAUCUGAGGAAUUCAGGGAGACCCUGGAGGUUCUUCAGUACAUACUGAGAAGAAAGUGAGUGAAACUAACGACACACCUGAAAUAUCCUCCUGGAAGAACCUGCAGCAUUACCACAGGAACUACAUGACAUCCCUGGAGGCUUCUGAAGACGCUGAAAGUCUGAAUCUGAAGCUUCCUGAAAGUCUUUCUAAUUUUUUACGUGACCCCCGAGAAAUGCUGAAUGUGGCAGAAGAAACAAAGUAAGUGCGGGUGUACCAAAGAUCCUGGGUGUAAGAAUAUUUAAGAGUUGCUGUAACUGGUCAUAGACUAACACUUUGACCAAUCAGGAUGAGCACUUCAAGGAUCCUGAACAUCCAUAAAAACAGGAAACUCUGAGGAGGAGGUGCUGUGCAGGAACAUGACUUUUGGAAGUCAAAACUUUUAGGUGCUCAAAAUCCUCAAAGACCCCAGAGGAUUCGAAGAAUCGAGUUCUUUAGGAGAAGAAAGUAUUCCAGUGGAACCUGGGGGCGUACCCCAGAUAGUUCAAAAGAACUCCUUGUGGAUCCCCUGAAGGACAGAUGGGGACCUUGCGGGACCUCCAGUAUGCCCUGCAGGAGAAGAUCGAGGAACUUCGGCAACGCGACGCCCUGAUAGACGAGCUGGAGCUGGAGCUGGACCAGAAGGACGAGCUGAUCCAGAGGCUGCAGAAUGAGCUGGACAAGUACCGCUCGGUGAUCCGGCCCGCCACCGCCCAGCAGGUCCAGGCGCAGCAGCAGAGCCUCGUCCUGCAGCCAGACCAGCACCGCAGCAAGCGGCAGGCCAUCUCCGCCGAACCCACCGCCUGUGACAUCAGCGACCUGUGCCAUGUGACCCUGCCCUUCUACCCCAAGAGCCCAGAAUCGAAGGAGCUGAUAAAGGAGGCCAUCUUGGACAAUGACUUCAUGAAGAACCUGGAGCUGUCUCAGAUUCAGGAGAUCGUGGACUGCAUGUACCCGGUGGAUUAUGGGAAGGACUCGUGCAUCAUUAAAGAGGGUGACGUGGGCUCGCUGGUGUUUGUGAUGGAAGAGGGGAAGGUGGAGGUGACGAAGGAGGGGAUGAAGCUGUGCACGAUGGGACCGGGCAAAGUGUUCGGAGAGCUCGCCAUCCUCUACAACUGCACCAGGACGGCGACGGUGCAGACUCUGAUCCAUGUGAAGCUGUGGGCCAUCGACCGGCAGUGCUUCCAGACCAUCAUGAUGAGAACCGGACUCAUCAAACACGCUGAGUACAUGGACUUCCUGAAGAGCGUUCCCACCUUCCAGAGUCUUCCUGAGGAAACUCUCAGCAAACUGGCGGAUGUCAUGGAGGAGACUCAUUAUUCGGAUGGAGAGUACAUCAUCAGACAGGGAGCCCGAGGAGACACCUUCUUCAUCAUCAGCAAAGGGAAGGUGAAUGUGACCCAGGGGGAUUCAGCCACCCAGCAGCCUGUACACCUCAGGGAGCUCGUCAAGGGAGACUGGUUUGGAGAGAGAGCACUACAGGGGGAGGAUGUCAGAACAGCCAACGUGGUUGCCACGGAGCCGGUCACCUGCCUGGUCAUCGACAGAGAUUAUACUUAUAAAGACCUUGUUCUGCAGCUUGAAACUUUUGCGUCCUCUGGUUUAGAGGAGCUGGAGGAUCUAGCAAAAUACGAGGCGGAGAACGCCUUCUUCUCCAGUCUGAAACUCACUGACUUCAACAUCAUCGACACGCUGGGAGUUGGAGGCUUCGGACGCGUCGAACUGGUGCAGCUGAAGAGCGAAGAGGCAAAGACGUUCGCCAUGAAGAUCCUGAAGAAGCGUCACAUCGUGGACACGAGGCAGCAGGAGCACAUUCGCUCUGAGAAGCACAUCAUGACCGAGGCGCACUCGGACUUCAUCGUCAGGUUGUACCGCACCUUUAAAGACAGUAAAUAUCUGUACAUGCUGAUGGAGGCGUGUCUGGGCGGAGAGCUGUGGACCAUCCUGAGAGACCGGGGCUCCUUUGAAGAUUCCACCACCAGGUUCUACACGGGCUGCGUGGUCGAAGCGUUCGCCUACCUGCACGCCAAAGGCAUCAUUUACAGAGACCUGAAACCCGAAAACCUCAUUCUGGACAGCCGAGGAUACGCCAAGCUGGUGGACUUUGGCUUUGCUAAGAAAAUUGGUUUUUGUAAGAAGACGUGGACGUUCUGCGGGACGCCGGAGUACGUCGCUCCAGAGAUCAUCCUCAACAAGGGUCAUGACGUCUCUGCUGACUACUGGUCUCUGGGUAUUCUGAUGUACGAGCUGCUGACCGGCAGCCCUCCGUUUUCAGGUCCAGAUCCAAUGAAAACCUACAAUGUCAUCCUGAGAGGCAUCGACAUGAUCGAGUUUCCAAAGAAAAUCACCAAGAAUGCCGCCAGUCUCAUCAAGAAGCUCUGCAGGGAUAAUCCUUCAGAGAGACUCGGAAACCUCAAAAAUGGAGUCAAAGACAUCCAGAAACACAAGUGGUUUGAAGGUUUUAACUGGGAGGGUCUGAGAAAAGGAACGCUGACUCCGCCCAUCACACCAGAUGUCUCCUCUGCGAUUGAUACGAGCAACUUUGACAGUUUCCCUGAAGACACGGAUGAACCACCACCAGAUGACAACUCUGGGUGGGACUAUGACUUCUAAAGUGGCAGCCAUCAGUUUACACCAACACCCAGAGCUUGACACUUUAUGAAGAAGACGAUGACUUCUCAGCGGGCUGAACGAAGGCUGCGUGGGCAUCUUGGUGAAAUAUCCUACCUGAAGUGAUUGUGUUGUUCUAAGCAUGGCUGUAAACUUCUAGGAGUCAAACGCUGAGGAUUUGAGGACCUAGUGCAUGGAAGUUUAUAAAGGGAAAUGGACUCCAGGCCUUUCCUUGGUCGAACUGGUCAAACUGGUCUCUGCUAACAGGAGGAACCCACCCACCAUCACACCUGAGAGCAGGAAGCUGAAGCAGUUCAGGCAUCAAACAAACUGCCUCUUAACAUCACACGUUUGUUCUUUUUUCAUAUUAAGACAAUGUAGGAUGAUUUCUCGAGACACUCGGGGCACGAAGUCAGUCCUACAAACAUCUUUUGCUUUGAGGGUGAUUUUCAGCAAAUAGAUAAAAGCAUGUUUUUAACUUUUACAACAGAAAUGAUGUCAGCUUUUAGAAACCUGUCGGGACCCCGGGAGGUUAACGAUACAGCUACAAAAAAGGAUCUACAGCAUAGAAAAAGUCAGUGAUGCCUCUGAAUAUCUCAUGAACCCAAAGAAGCCUGAUUCCUUGUUUGGCUACAGAUGAACUUUGGUCAUGUCCCUCCAACAGAAGUCAAGGACCUGCGCAGCUCUAUCUAUAUGUGCCGUUUACUGCUGCAAGAGUUUCUGUCCCAUAUGUUGCUGUAAAACAACUUCUUUCAGCCCUCUGAAAUCAGGAAAUGAGUUUGAUUAACACAUAGACAGUUUCUCGUUACGUUAACCGGCUGCUCCUUCAGCCUGUGUACAGCAGCCAAGACUGUGCAGCAACUUCAUCCACACAAUACAGAAGAAAUAAUUGGAUGUUCCUUAGAGACAAAACCAAUGCCUUGAGUUAGUGACACAGCACAGGCCUUUUUGGAUCCUCAUUCAACCGACACGUUUCACAGGAAGUGAUGUUUACCAUAGAUCUGAUGUCUGCUUUCAUCAAAGAUACCUGACAUCUUGACAGUUCAACAAAAUCAUCCCAAAGUGUUUCUGGCAGCAAUGAACAAGGCUAGAUUACCAACCUACCAAAGUGGGGAACUUCUCCAAGGCCCCAGGUCCUCCGUGGUUCCACAGACCGAAGGACUUCUUUAUGAUAAUUACUUUUAGUAACGUCAACACAAGGUUACCCUGUGAGGACUUAAACCAGAAGCCCUCCUGCAUACUUCCCCUGUGACAGCAUCACUUUCACAAUCCGAGAACAACGUCGAGUCAUCCUUCCCAUACUUCCUGAAGACACUGAAGGCAUCAUAGUCCUGCUUUUCCUACAAGUGGAAAACUUGUGCUUCUCUCAAGUGGCCUUGAUAACUGACAGUUGAACUUUUACCCCCUCAGGGGGGAGAUCACUCUCCUACUGCUUGCUGUUUGAUUAGGUGGUAGAUUUGGAAGGUUCUGGAGACCCUCACAGAGGGCUGGAGGACGGUUAUGUUCCUCUGUGGCGUGAAGAACCGCACCGAGUGAAAUAAAGACAAACUGAGACCGAACACACAAACCUGAGGUCACCAUGAUGCCUUCACUUCCUGUUUCAUUUUCUGGAACUUCAGAUCCAAAGACGG